Messenger RNA from Nanorana parkeri, 1103 nucleotides. RefSeq names its product translation machinery associated 16 homolog (gene TMA16). The transcript is spliced from 7 exons. Lineage: Eukaryota; Metazoa; Chordata; Amphibia; Anura; Dicroglossidae. Bases 83 to 682 code for a protein of 199 amino acids. The record is from RefSeq and is a predicted model, not a curated record. Gene Ontology annotation, cellular component: nucleus.
CUUUUGCAGGAAGUGAGUUACACGUGGGUUUAUACAGUAUAGUAGAAGAUUGAAGUUGCCGAUCGGCUCAUUAUCCGUCAGAAUGCCUAAAGCUCCACACAAUAAAGGUAAACAAGACAAGAAAGUCAUCCAUCCUUACAGUAGAAAAGCUGCUCAAUUAGCACGAGAAGGCCAUAAACAGGACAGAAAGGAAAAGUUAAAAACUGAAAAAGCCCUACGACUAAAUAUCAUCGGUGAGAAACUGCAGUGGUUCCAGAGCCACCUUGACCCUAACAAAACAGAGUUCACCAAACAGGAAGCCUGUGAGCUAAUCGAAAGCUACUUACAUCGGUUUGAUAGUGAGUUGGAACAAAUUGAACUGCAGAACAGCAUCAAGGGUAGACAAGCAAGGCAGCAUGGCUCCCGGGAGACGGUCAUUAAACAGACCAUAGAGCGUGAAAGAAGACAGUACAGUGGAUAUGGAAUGGAGAUACCAGAUAUUGUGAAUUCAAAGCAUUUGAAAGUGUUCAGAGAAUGGAAUUUGGAUCUGAAGAAGCUGCCAAAUAUUAAAAUGCGCAAAUGUUCUGUCAGCGAUUUACUUCCUAAAAGCGAAAAAGAUCUUUCAGCUAAAGACGAUACAGAGGAAGGAGACAUGGAAAAUGAAGACAAGUCUUCUCUCGAGUCAGACAGCGAAAGCGAGUGAAGCGCACCGAGAGACUGUUCAAAUAUGAAAACUGCAAACUAUAUUGAAACCACCUCGAAAGCAAUAACAUUCAAACUUUGAAUGUGAAAUGAAGAAUGUUGUUUGGAAUUUGUCACAUCUUGCAUAACUGUUAUUCCUAAAAGAAAUUCAAAUACCUAAUCUUUAAAAGAUCUUUUUGUGUUAAUAACCCAAAUUAGUGGAAGCUCUUCAUACAGGAUCCAAGAGGGGGAAAAGAGUUUUUCUGAUGUGCCAUGGAAUACAGAGCUGUAUGUCUCAAGUGUUCUGAUUAAAUGAAGGGUGAGCAUAUUUCAAUAAGCGUUAGAUGCACUUGAUGUGCUACAGAUAAUUGCUAUCUAGAAACUGAAGACUGUUCAUGAAUUUUAAACAUGUUUUUGUUCCUGUUAAUAUAAAUAUAUGUUGA